Messenger RNA from Haplochromis burtoni (Burton's mouthbrooder), 771 nucleotides. RefSeq lists its product as uncharacterized. Gene Ontology annotation, molecular function: cytokine activity. Gene Ontology annotation, cellular component: extracellular region. The coding region runs from base 171 to 770 and encodes 199 amino acids. The record is from RefSeq and is a predicted model, not a curated record. NCBI's taxonomy places the organism in Eukaryota, Metazoa, Chordata, Actinopteri, Cichliformes, Cichlidae. The transcript is spliced from 5 exons. Gene Ontology annotation, biological process: immune response; neutrophil differentiation; myeloid cell development.
AGUGAGGCAAUCCUUACAGAAUACUGAUUUCUCCUCUCUGCUGAUCGUCCCCAGAGAGCGAAAACACUCUGUAGAGUCUGUAGAGGAAGCUACAAGAAAAAUUCAAAGGAUCAGCCUUUGGACAAGCAGACAUCUCUGACUGAUAGAAAGUUUUCGCUAUUUCUUGCUACAUGGCCACGUUCGCCCUCAGCGCACCUCUGCCGGAAAGAAGCGCACUUGUUGAAGGUCCGGAAUUUCAAAAGAUUGUACAGAACUGCAAGCAGUUGACAGAGAAGAUCCUUCUCUCGAUCCCCGAAACACACAAAUCCUGCAUUAAGACGGAGACUCUGCAGCUGAACUCCACAGAUAAUGCGCAGUUUGAGAUCAUGAGGUCCAGGCUUGGCAUCCCCUCUGCUCCUCAUAUCAAAGCCCUGUCAGAAAACGUCACUUUGGAGGACGGUUUGAGACAGCUCUAUGAGGGUCUGCAGACGUACCGGGCCUUGCUGAGCUCCCUCAAAAACUACCCCAAGCUGGCAAACAAAGAUAAAGUCACCGAGCUAAUGGCUGAUGUACGAGACCUCGCCAUUCAGAUCAAAGAGAUGUUAAAAAUUGUCCAUCCGCAAGGUUCACCCCACCCCACCAAACCCUCCGCGCCCUUAAAUCUACCAGCAGAUUAUGAAUUUCAGGUGGCAGCACACCUGACUCUGGUGGACCUCCAGUCUUACAUUCAGGACCUGGUCCGCUUCCUCAGGACUCUGGACCGCAGCACAGAGGUGGAGACAGAGUCCUAAC